UAGGUUGGUCUCCUUCUGUUUGAAGUUGUUGCCGAAAUCAAGGAUUGAUUGUUGAGAAGCACUCUUUCACCGUGUCCGCGCCCAGUCGUCGUUGAGUUGGUUUGCUGCUCCCACUUAGUAUCCGAAGAAGGAACUUUGCGCCGCUCUUGCAUGAGUCCUUUCUUUUGAGUUCGUUUGAAGAGGAAAAAGUCGAUGCACCGUACACCGUACACCGUACACUGUCCAACGUCAAAUUGGAUCUACUCAGCCCACAUUCAAAGGAUUACCGAGUGCUUAAAUUCCCGGAGAGAAAAUGUCGACAGUUCCGGUGAGUUGAUCAUAAUUGUAAUCGUCGUCUAACUUGUUGAAUCCACGUGGAAGAUUUGAUGCACGGAUGACGGUUUUGCUGCUAUUCUUGUCUUGUCGUCUGAGUAAAUCCCUUGAAACUUGAGAGCGAUCCGAGUAAAUGAUCGUUGGCGAGCAACAAGGUCGACGAGCGAUGAUUAUCCAAGUCUAUCCAGCUCGUUACUACUAUGUCCUCAUGCCACCAAUCACUAGUCUGCGGCCCGUCUUCUCUCCAUUCUCUUCAUUUCGUCAUCAAUAGGUUGGAAAAGGCCGUCGGAGUAGGAGUAUCCCAAAAUGCCAGAGACGAAACGCAUCUUAUCAGAACGGGUGGAGAAGGAGGAGAGAAGAAGGCCGGAUGGGGCGAGGGGAAGCUGCGCCCGCGCUUCGCGCUUCCAUCGGUAGCCGUUCAAGCUGGCGUCUCUCUCGGCCCAUUCGGUCCGAAAAGCCACGGUAGUGAAGAUGCUCUGUUCCGCUGCCCUCCAGUCUCAGUCAGCAUUCGAACGUCCACUCUCGUCAUUCAGCAUUUAGCACAACUCUUUUGAUUCCCAAGUGAAAACCGUGCGACAGCUGCACCAUUCCCGUCCAUCCAGUGGAAUUUGACGAUUUCCAACGCUUGCGCUUUCAGAAGCCCGUUACUCCGUUUCAGCGAAAUGUGUUCCAACGACAGCAGCAGCCUGAGCGGCACUAUGUGCAUGAUGACUGAACGGGAUGCGUCGUUUAGCGGUGAGAGCACCGUCAACCCAGAGUUUGACAGUGGCAGUAGUAUUAGUGGCGGGAGCAGCAGCAGCACUACUGCGGUCGACUUAUCCAUGUUGCCGAUCGACAUGACUUUCAACGACGGCCAUGUUGUGUCCAUCGCCACCUACAGUGUCUUGCUUAUCAUCUCAGUCUGCGGCAACAUCACCGUCCUAGUAAAUCUGAUCAAAAGGCGACACAUCAGCAACCCGCGUGUCAAUAUUAUGCUGACUCAUCUAGCCAUCGCCGACCUGCUGGUUACGUUGUUAUUGAUGCCGAUAGAGAUUGGAUGGGCUGCUACGGUCCAGUGGAGAGCAGGUGAUUUUUCCUGCCGGAUUCUGGCCUUUUUCCGGACGUUCGGCUUGUUCCUCUCUUCAUUUGUUUUGGUUUGCAUCAGCAUUGAUAGAUUCGGAGCUAUUUUGCAACCCAUGAAAUUAGAUUAUUGGAAACGUCGUGGGCGUUUUAUGUUAGCCAUUGCUUGGGCUUGUUCCGUCAUUUGCUCUCUGCCUCAGGUUUUCGUGUUCCACGUCAAAGCUCAUCCGGAAUACCCUUGGUAUGAGCAGUGCGUCACUUUUGAUUCGUUUCCGACCAAGGCUCACGAGAUUUCUUACGCUGCCUUCGGCAUGAUGAUGAUGUAUGUUCUUCCACUCGCCGUAUUCGUCUUCACUUACAGUUCGAUUCUUUGCGAGAUCAGCAGGAGGAGCAAGGAAGCAGUCGGACAAGAGGAGGGUAUCCGAAGGGUGACUGUCGGUACGCUUGGACGAGCACGUAUAAAAACCGUCAAAAUGACUCUAGUGAUCAUUUCCGUUUUCAUUUUCUGCUGGACACCGUACAACAUCAUGAGCAUCUGGUUCUGGUGUGACAGAGAUUCGGCGCUUCAAGUUGACCAACGAAUCCAAAAAGGCCUUUUUCUUUUCGCGUGUACCAAUUCUUGCUUCAACCCUAUGGUGUACGGUUACUUUUCGCGACGAACGGUUCGCAGAUCUCACCACGAACUUCACAGAAAGGUGGUCUAUCAUCCCAGUCGAAUGGCAUCAAGGGCCUUGGCUCCCUCACUCAGAGUAGAUUGCAAUUCUAAAUCAUUGAAGGAAGGAGCAGUAACUGAACCGUGUUUACCACAGCAGCAUCUACCGGUUGCGACUGCCGACGAUCCUUCAUGUCAGGGACAGGCGGAACCGAUUUUCACCGCCUCCUCAAUCGCCGUAGCUGUUAAAAGAAGUAAUAGCUGGCUGAACAAUCGAUCGAACCCUAAUGUCGUCACACAUAUUUUUUAACCGUAUUCUAUGAUUGAAGGGGAACAUCUUUAGUAUGUCUGUCGUCGCUGUCCACUUCUGAACCACUUUGUACAUAUAAAGGAUGUCCUUGUCGUCAAUCGAUAACUUUGAAUACAAACAUAAUCUUGUA
Messenger RNA from Daphnia pulex (common water flea), 2463 nucleotides. Its product is annotated as adipokinetic hormone/corazonin-related peptide receptor variant I-like. The transcript is spliced from 10 exons. Gene Ontology annotation, molecular function: adipokinetic hormone receptor activity; vasopressin receptor activity; peptide binding. The record is from RefSeq and is a predicted model, not a curated record. Gene Ontology annotation, cellular component: membrane. Bases 975 to 2333 code for a protein of 452 amino acids. Gene Ontology annotation, biological process: G protein-coupled receptor signaling pathway. NCBI's taxonomy places the organism in Eukaryota, Metazoa, Arthropoda, Branchiopoda, Diplostraca, Daphniidae.